AUGACCAUGACCACCAUGCCAGAAAGUCUCAACAGCCCCGUGUCGGGCAAGGCGGUGUUCAUGGAGUUUGGGCCGCCCAACCAGCAAAUGUCUCCUUCUCCCAUGUCCCACGGGCACUACUCCAUGCACUGUUUACACUCGGCGGGCCAUUCGCAGCCCGACGGCGCUUACAGCUCGGCCUCGUCCUUCUCCCGACCGCUGGGCUACCCCUACGUCAACUCGGUCAGCAGCCACGCGUCCAGCCCCUACAUCAGUUCGGUGCAGUCCUACCCGGGCAGCGCCAGCCUCACCCAGAGCCGCCUGGAGGACCCAGGGGCUGACUCGGAGAAGAGCACGGUGGUGGAAGGCGGUGAAGUGCGCUUCAAUGGCAAGGGGAAAAAGAUUCGCAAACCCAGGACGAUUUAUUCCAGUUUGCAGUUGCAGGCUUUGAACCGGAGGUUCCAGCAAACUCAGUACCUAGCUCUGCCCGAGAGGGCGGAGCUCGCGGCCUCUUUGGGACUCACGCAGACGCAGGUCAAGAUCUGGUUCCAGAACAAGCGCUCCAAGUUCAAGAAGCUGAUGAAGCAGGGCGGGGCGGCUCUGGAGGGUAGUGCGCUGGCCAACGGCCGGGCGCUGUCUGCCGGUUCCCCGCCGGUGCCGCCCGGCUGGAACCCCAACUCCUCUUCGGGCAAGGGCUCGGGCGGCAGCGCGGGCUCCUACAUCCCCAGUUACACGUCGUGGUACCCCUCGGCGCACCAAGAAGCUCUGCAGCAACCCCAACUCAUGUGA
Molecule: messenger RNA, 768 nt
Organism: Budorcas taxicolor (takin)
Lineage: Eukaryota; Metazoa; Chordata; Mammalia; Artiodactyla; Bovidae
Gene: DLX1
Product: distal-less homeobox 1
Exons: 3
Coding region: 1-768 (255 amino acids)
Biological process (GO): cell differentiation; negative regulation of transcription by RNA polymerase II; embryo development
Molecular function (GO): RNA polymerase II cis-regulatory region sequence-specific DNA binding; DNA-binding transcription factor activity, RNA polymerase II-specific
Source: RefSeq, a predicted model, not a curated record